AUGGCCCCGGUCGAGUUUCCCGCCGAGCAGUACGACGGUUGGCAAUUUGUCUACGGUCGGUUCGUCUUCAGACCAGCCAUGUACAUAUUCGAGGGCGUGAUGCUCUCCUUCGUCCUCGUCUACGUCUUCAACUACUUUUACGCGUCCUGGUCCAACGAACGCCGUGCGGAAAAAUGGGUAGAUGCUCACCAAGAAUUCCUCGCUACUCAGUUCUCCAAGCCCGGCCAGAAAACGUCGCUGUUGACGGAUGGUCCUGACAGCUUCCUGUUCAGCACAGGCAGGCGUAACGUCCAGUCGCUCCACACCGUCUUUACAUUCCUGCCUCGCCAGGACCUCUUCCAGCUCUUGUUUACGUAUGGGUGGACGUUGUAUGACCUGCGCUACAAUCCGACUGACGAUGUCACGCUCGAUUUCAAACUCGGCAAUGUCAACGCUGCUCCAGCUGGUAAUGGCCCUCCAAUGGUGUGGGCAAUCGUCGACAAGGAUGAGCUGAAUACCAUCAAGUCGGGCCGCUGGGAUUUGACUAUUGCAAAGACUCAAGACAAUCCAACUGUGCCCAAAGAAUGCGUCGUCAUGUCGGAGGUUGCGGACAUUAGCGAUAGCAUCCUGAAAAAUAACGCCGCUACGCCACUCCUUGCCGCGUUGAAAGACCCAAAGAUUAUCAAACACUUCAAGUCUCUUAAUUACCGACUUGCCUUUGGCCCGCCCACUUGGACCUAUCAGAGAAAAGGAGCGACACGUCAUCCUAUCGCUCAAACUUCCCUCAUCCAGCUCGAAUUCGCCAACUUGACCCCGCUCAUCAAAGCUGUAUUUGGAUUGAUCGAUUGGGUCGAAGGCGGCAAAUUCAAUCUACGACCAGAGACAUUGAAAAAGCUAAAGACUGCCCGCGAAGAGCUCGAAAAGGACCUCAUCAAGGACGUGACGGAGGAAAAAGUCAAAGAGGCGGACGAGAGCAAGCGCGCCGCCAAACGUAGGGCAGAAGAAGAGCGUAUCGCCAAGUUGAGUGCAGAGCAGCAACGCAAGGCGAUGGAAAAGGAAAAGAAGCGUGCAAUGAGAAAGGGAACGACCAAAGCCCGGUCACCAAAAAGGUCUCGCUUGCUCUCGACCAACAUCGACCCCAACAGACGCUGCACCCCGUUCCGCAUGGAUCAAGAAAAAAUAGCAUCAAGUGGAUCUAAAGAAGUACCUGGUUCCACAAAAGAACCAGAGUUGUCGUCCACGCCGAUGGAGAACAAGGUGGAGGAUCUUUGGAAGAUUUACAACGACCACGCCGGCACCGUGGAUAGUGAGCUCAUCAAAGACUGGAAGGGUACCCUUGAUACCCUCUUGAUAUUCGGUGCCCUGUUUACCGCCGUCCUCACAGCGUUUAUCAUCGAAAGCAUAAAGCUACUCCAAAGGGAUGUGGGGGAAAUGACUCGAGAUAUCUUGCUCACGAUCUCUCAUCAACUGGCAAAUACGUCGAUGCCAGCCUUUGAACAGAAGGCGUUUACGCCGGAUGCUUGGGCAGUGCGUGUCAAUUAUUUAUUCUUCAUGAGCAUUUCGUGCAGUCUCGUUGCCGCACUCGGAGCAGUACUCGCGCUACAAUGGAUUGGAUCCUACGACUUUGGCCUCAUCAAAUCCUCAAUGAAAUCGCGUGCAGUUCAACGACAGCUUCGAUAUAAUGGCAUAGAAAAGUGGAAACUGGCUCAAAUCAUAUCAGCACUUCCACUUCUCAUCUAUAUUUCCGUCUUCCUCUUCCUCGUGGGACUAGCCAACUGGCUUUGGCAUAUCCAUCGCCGGGUCUCUGGAGUUGUCAUUACUGGCCUGGUCGUAGCGGGAAUGCUCUAUGUGGCUACUCAUACUAUCAGCGUUUUCGAUAUAGGUGCUCCUUUCCGCACCCCAGUCUCUCGAUCUCUUCCCUAUAUAUGCAGAAAGUUACAUUUAUGGAUCAUCCUCAUUGGAUUCAGCUUCAUUCAACUAGUUAAAGGUGAAUGGGUCAAGAAAUGGUGGCUGCUUCUGCAUGAUCACGACGAGACCGCUCGUCUAUGGCAGCUCAUGAAGCAUCGAACCAUGAAACUGCAUCAGCUGUGGCCAAAGCUUCGAUCUUCGUUUUCUGCACUACUUGCUGUCGUUAUGACACCGGCAGAAGCAAAGUUCUUUGACCAUCGAGAGCGACAAGCUAUUAAAUUAGGUCGAGUUCUAGACAGAGAUUGCAUUCUGUGGUUAGCCAGGAAUAUUGAUGACCUGCCUUCAUCGCGAUCACGCUUUGUCUCACUAUUCAGGGAGGCUGCCCUUAUACCAAUCGAGGAACUCACGGAUUCUCGGAUGAAUGCAGCCCCUUGGUCUGCAAUUUUCGACAAUGUGUUCGGAAAGUUCUAUGAAGAGGAGGGCACCUCUCCUAAGCGAUUUUCAAAAGAAGAGCUUGCAGAGUUGGAAACUCUUCUCAAGGCAGCUGCAUUCAUAGGGACAUUUGAGCUUGAACGCCCAGCUCGACGCAACUUCUCAUAUUUGUGCCGGCGGUUUCUUGACGUCAAAUUGAACGAUAUUUGGAUCUUUGCUGGAUUGGCAUUGUGGAAAUGCCUGGGUUACGAGGACAUCUUCAUUGCAAACCGACGUCACGACAACGGUUUGAUUCUCGUUCUCCCAAAACCUUGCAUUUAUAUGGUACUCCACCGCAUUUACCAUCCUAGAGAGACUCUAGACACACGCCAACAUCUGCUUGUCCACUUUCUGAGCCCGCUCACAUCUCCUGAAUACUACAAAGGAGAUCGACCCCUCCUUGAUCACCCUGUCAUCUUGAUUCUUAUGCAUAUAGUGAUAUAUAUUCAGGGUUAUAACUCCUAUCCGGGAUACUUAUGGGAACGGUAUUUCCAGGCAAUAUCCAAGCUUCCUUCGUCUGAUCACAAUGACUAUAACGUUUUAAGAACAUGCCACAGGGUCAUCCUUUUCCAUUUACUUUCUCAUGCACCAGGGUUGCCAGAUAUUCGCGACAAGUUAUUCUGUUCUCUCAUACAAGUGGAUUACAAUUUGGAAAUUUUCAGAGACGUGCGACCAAUCAUGCUCAUGUUUCUGAAGAAUAUGGUCAAGAAAGAUGAAGGGUCACUUACCGCAUCGGCAAUGACUCUUCUCAGUGUUAUUGUUUCGUGGCCCGAACAUCCAACGACCACAUCACCAGGCGCGCAAUGGGCAGGCAUUCUCGAAGCAUGUGAUCAAAUAUUAAAUCAGAAAAAUGACUCGGGGUUUUCACUCGAACUUCUCAUUUCGACAUUCUUAUUGGCAGCAAAAACUACUGAAUAUCGUGUCGAUCACCCACGCGAGGCCAAAGAACACUCUUUGGACAAUCCUUUGAUAUUAAUUUUUGCAUCUUUGAUCUUACCAGUCCGUUAUUCGCUCACCCGAUUGAAAAGCAUGGAGAUAUCCCCAGAAAUGCGCACCAAUCCAAGUGUUCCGGAUCUACUCAAAGCUUGGUGCACUCAUUAUAUACAUCCUUCCCAAGGAGACAUUGAUGCAGAAUGCAUGGUUCUGAUGGAGUCGGCGGAGGUGCAGGGUGCAAAUUAUAUGACGGACUACAUUCAUCGCCAAAGUAAUCAGGCUGCCUAUUGGGAUGUUCUCCUCACCAAACAUAUGACGCGGCUGCUUUCAAACCCUAUGGCAGCAUAUAUCUUGAAACAAAUCCAGGGCACUGCUUCUUUCCCAGACCAUUUCUUCAAAAACGACGGUAUCACAUGGGCGGUCAUCCAUCUCAAACAGUUGCCCAACAACGGGCGCCCACGAGAGGAUAUAGAGGAACUCAUUCUUCACUGUAUCAAGCAAUCCAAAAGCUCAUUCGCACUACGCAAUAGCUUGCGCUUGGCUGUUGCUUACGUCGAGGCCAACACUUUCAGAUCCUCUCAUCCCAACUACGGACCCCUUUUGGAAACCCUCCAUCAAGUCCCCAUUGCUACAGAUGCAGAUGAAGAUGAAAUGCAGUAUAUAUACGCCCUCAUUAAUCAAGCAAUGAGUGGUUGA
Serendipita indica DSM 11827 is the source of this 3987-nucleotide messenger RNA. NCBI's taxonomy places the organism in Eukaryota, Fungi, Basidiomycota, Agaricomycetes, Sebacinales, Serendipitaceae. The record is from the annotation of a GenBank genome assembly.